CUUUUUAAGCACCUCCCGUCCAGCCUCUGCUCCCGCUCGCUUCGCGGUGCUCGCUCCCUCCCCACCUUCCAUACCUCCCCGGCUCCGCUCGGUUCCCGUGGCCACCCCGCAGCCCCUGCCCAGGUGCCAUGGCCGCUGUGUACCGCCCCGGCCUGCGGCUUAGCUGGCACAGGUGGAGCCCCUGGGGCUGGUCCUCAUGCCGAAGCAUCCAGACCCUUCGAGUGCUCAGUGGCGAUCUGGGCCAGCUGCCUGCUGGGGUUCGAGACUUUGUGGAGCGCAGUGCCCGUCUGUGCCAACCAGAGGGCAUCCACAUCUGUGAUGGGACCGAGGCUGAGAAUGCUGCCACACUGACCCUGCUGGAGCAGCAGGGCCUUAUCCGAAAGCUCCCCAAGUACGAUAACUGCUGGCUGGCCCGCACAGACCCCAAGGAUGUGGCACGAGUAGAGAGCAAGACGGUGAUUGUAACUCCUUCUCAGCGGGACACGGUGCCCCUCCCGGCUGGUGGGGCCCGUGGGCAGCUUGGCAACUGGAUGUCCCCAGCUGAGUUCCAGCGAGCCGUGGACGAGCGGUUUCCAGGCUGCAUGCAGGGGCGUACCAUGUAUGUACUUCCAUUCAGCAUGGGUCCUGUGGGCUCCCCGCUGUCCCGUAUUGGGGUGCAGCUCACCGACUCAGCCUAUGUGGUGGCAAGCAUGCGCAUUAUGACCCGGCUGGGGACACCAGUGCUUCAAGCCCUGGGAGAUGGCGACUUUGUCAAGUGUCUGCACUCUGUGGGCCAGCCCCUGACUGGACAAGGGGAGCCGGUGAGCCAGUGGCCAUGCAACCCAGAGAAAACCCUGAUUGGCCACGUGCCCGACCAGCGGGAGAUCGUCUCCUUCGGCAGCGGCUAUGGUGGCAACUCCCUGCUGGGCAAGAAGUGCUUUGCCCUGCGCAUCGCCUCUCGGCUGGCCCGAGAUGAGGGCUGGCUGGCGGAGCACAUGCUGAUCCUGGGUAUCACCAACCCUGCAGGGAAGAAGCGCUACGUGGCAGCCGCCUUCCCCAGUGCCUGUGGCAAGACGAACUUGGCCAUGAUGCGGCCCACACUGCCCGGCUGGAAAGUGGAGUGUGUGGGAGAUGACAUCGCCUGGAUGAGGUUUGACAGCGAAGGCCGACUCCGGGCCAUCAACCCUGAGAAUGGCUUCUUUGGGGUGGCCCCAGGCACCUCUGCUACCACCAAUCCCAAUGCCAUGGCCACAGUCCAGAGCAACACUCUUUUCACCAACGUGGCAGAGACCAGCGAUGGUGGUGUGUACUGGGAGGGCAUUGACCAGCCUCUUCCACCUGGUGUCACCGUGACCUCCUGGCUGGGCAAACCCUGGAAACCUGGUGACAAGGAGCCCUGUGCACAUCCCAACUCUCGCUUUUGUGCCCCGGCUCGCCAGUGCCCUAUCAUGGACCCAGCCUGGGAGGCUCCAGAGGGUGUCCCAAUUGAGGCUAUCAUCUUCGGAGGCCGCAGACCCAAAGGGGUACCCCUGGUGUAUGAGGCCUUCAACUGGCGUCACGGGGUGUUUGUGGGCAGCGCCAUGCGCUCCGAGUCCACUGCUGCAGCUGAACACAAAGGGAAGGUCAUCAUGCAUGACCCAUUUGCCAUGCGGCCCUUUUUUGGCUACAACUUUGGGCGCUACUUGGAACACUGGCUGAGCAUGGAGGAACGCAAGGGGGCCCGGCUGCCCCGCAUUUUCCAUGUCAACUGGUUCCGGCGAGACGAGGCAGGCCGCUUCCUGUGGCCAGGCUUUGGGGAGAAUGCUCGGGUGCUAGACUGGAUCUGCCGGCGGUUAGAAGGGGAGGACAGUGCCCGAGAGACACCCAUCGGGCUAGUGCCAAAGGAAGGAGCCUUGGAUCUCAGUGGUCUUGGAGCCAUUGACACCACUCAGCUAUUCUCGCUCCCCAAGGACUUCUGGGAACAGGAGGUUCGUGACAUUCGCAGCUACCUGACAGAGCAGGUCAACCAGGAUCUGCCCAAGGAGGUGCUGGCUGAGCUGGAAGCCCUGGAGGGACGUGUGCACAGAAUGUGACCCAAGGCCCCAGACAAGCAAGAGUGCAUAGCACCCCACCUGAGAAUAGAGGAGACACCAGGCUUGCAGCUAACAGGAGCCAUCUGAUAUCAGCUAACGUUUUCUGGGUGCCAUGAGACCAGGCCACAGACCUUCCCCCACACACUGUCCAAUAAUAAGAGAUGCUUGUUUAUUUUACACAA
Tupaia belangeri chinensis (Chinese tree shrew) is the source of this 2233-nucleotide messenger RNA. It is a transcript of the gene PCK2, whose product is annotated as phosphoenolpyruvate carboxykinase 2, mitochondrial. The transcript has 10 exons. NCBI's taxonomy places the organism in Eukaryota, Metazoa, Chordata, Mammalia, Scandentia, Tupaiidae. Gene Ontology annotation, cellular component: cytosol. Bases 129 to 2051 code for a protein of 640 amino acids. The record is from RefSeq and is a predicted model, not a curated record. Gene Ontology annotation, molecular function: manganese ion binding; GTP binding; phosphoenolpyruvate carboxykinase (GTP) activity. Gene Ontology annotation, biological process: cellular response to dexamethasone stimulus; cellular response to insulin stimulus; response to starvation.